Dimorphilus gyrociliatus is the source of this 1162-nucleotide messenger RNA. The record is from the annotation of a GenBank genome assembly. Lineage: Eukaryota; Metazoa; Annelida; Polychaeta; Dinophilidae.
GAUGCAUCCCGUUAAAAAUAUUGAUCUCUUUCUUCAUGGAGCCUUUCUUGAUGAACGAUACUCAUCAAAUAUUAUUAGGAUCUUUGGCGUCCAAAGAACAGAGAGCUUAUACUUGGGGGUGAAAUAUUAUUGUGUUAUUGAUACCAGUCGUGGCCAAAUGAAAAUAAGGGGUAAAAAGUAUCUUGUAGACGAAUGGCCCGAACAUGGGAAAGCGAAAGCUGUUCAGAUAGAGUGCAAUGUUACCGAAGCAGUCGAUACAAUGAGAUUAGAAAUGAUAACAAGAAGUAAAAAGAUAUAUGAAGUUUUUUUACCGGUUGAGAGAGCAAGCGAACCGAAUCCUUCAGUGGGACAACAAGACUUAGCUGUCUGCGUUAAGAAUAUGAACGGUGCUUUUCCCAUUGAAAGGACAGUCGAAUGGAUAGAAACGCUCAAAGCUGCCGGUGUACAGCAUUUUUACAUUUAUGAUAGCGGUUUAGACAGUAGCUCAAGAUACGUUUUCGAUUAUUACUCUGAUUUAGUGGAAGUCACAAACUUUCCCUAUUCAUCAGCCUUGUUAAGACUUUCAAAUAUACGUUACAAAAUAGAUUCUGUAGAACGAUAUUCCCUUCUUCAACACAUUUAUCUAAUAUCGUUUAACGAUUGUUUAUACAGGCACUAUAAACAAUACAAAUACCUUAUGAUAAUCGAUUUAGAUGAAAUGAUACUGCCCACUAAAGGUUUAUCAAUUGUUAGAAUUGUUCAGGAUCUGGCCAAGAAUUAUAAAAGGAAUACAGGUUUUACUUUUCUAACUGCAUGGCAUUUUGAAGAUAUGGGCAUGGUACAAGGGAUAACUUCCCAAUUAUAUUUUCAACGAUUCUCUAAAUCCAGCCCUCCAUUAGAUAAUCAGCCAAAGUCGAUUAUCUGUACCAGAAAUGCUGAAUUGAUUCAAUGGCAUGCAGUAUCGAAGCCCGCUAAUCGUAAUUUAAAAAUAUCAUGGCAAGAACAUGGCUAUACUCAUCACUUUAGAGGGAAAUGCUCAAGCAAAUUUAAUAAAAAAACGUGCAACGAAAUGCUCUCAUCAUACAGGAUUGACCCGGCAAUUUCUCGUUAUAAAAUGGUAAUUAAAGAGCGAGUAAAGAGAACUUUGGAACAAUUGCAAUUAAUUCCUAAUGGUGGUAAUUAG